CCACGCCUCCCGGGUCGCAGGUACAUAAACCAGCACUCGAUGCGUAUCCAGCGCCACCACCAUCCCGUAGGUUUCCCAUCUACCUACCCUCACAGAGAACUAGGUUCUUGACACCCUCAUCAUGCGCGACGUUAUCAACCCGCUGUCGCUGCCCAACAAUGCCGCGCCAAUGUGGUACCGCGACCCCGGUCUGCGGGCACUCGCCUUCCCCACCGCCAUCGGCUUUGGCUGCUCCAUUUCCUUGGGCUACGACGGCUCGCUCAUGAACGGCCUGCUCGCCAACAAGUUCUUUGUGUCCGCCAUCGACAACCCCGACCCCAGCAAGCUCGGCCUCAUCGUUGCGGGAUACACCCUCGGUGGCCUGCCAGCUCUGCUUCCCGCUUCCUUCCUAGCCGACCGAUUCGGUCGUCGCGUGGCCCUUAGCAUUGGCUGCCUCAUCAUCGUUAUUGGUGGUAUCGUCCAGGCUCUUACCACUGGUGGUUGGAAAAUGUUUGCUGGCCGCUUCAUCGUCGGCAUGGGAGGCACUUUCUGCUCCAUUUCGGGCUCGGCGUACACCGCUGAGAUCGCGCAUCCUCGUAAUCGCGCUCAGGUUGCCGCUCUUAUUCAGACAUGCUGGUACUUUGGUUCUAUCAUCGCGGCCUGGACGGCCUUUGGUGCUGGCUACUGGAACAGCUCCUGGUCGUGGCGUCUGCCAUGCCUCAUUCAAAUCCUCCCUCCCCUCGUGCAGCUCGCGUCGAUGCCUUUCAUCCCCGAGUCACCUCGUUUCCUGGUGUCCAAGGGCCGCGUCGAGGAAGCACACCAGGUGCUGGCCAGGUACCAUGCCAACGGAGACAAGCAGGAUGAGCUAGUCCUCUUUGAGCUCCAGGAAAUCAAGGAGGCUCUCGAGACCGAGCGCACCGCAACCGAGGGCGUCUCGUACGCUACAUUCUUCAAGACGGCCGGCAACCGCCACCGUCUUGCUAUCUUGAUCAUGGUUGGCUUCUCCUCUCAGUGGGUCGGCAACGGCAUCAUCUCGUACUACCUCGUGGCGAUUCUUGAGAGCGUCGGCAUGACGUCCCCCGCCAAGCAGCAGGGCUUCAACGGUGGUCUUCAGAUCUGGAACUGGUUCCUCGCUAUCGGCGGCUCGCUAUGUGUCGAGUGGCUCGGCCGCAGGAAGCUCUGGCUUACGUCGGCUAUCGGCAUGUUCUUCUCGUUCGCCAUUAUCAUGGGCUGCUCGGCGGCGUACGCCGAGCAUGGCCUCACAAACGCCGGUCCCGCUGUGAUGGCCUUUGUCUUCAUCUACUUUGGCUUCUACGACAUUGCAUUCACUGGUCUGACCCUCGCGUACCCGCUAGAGAUCCUGCCCUACUCGCUGCGCACGCGCGGCAUGGCCAUCAUGUCGUUCUGCGUCACCUGCGCCCUCUUCUUCAACCAGUACGUCAAUCCCAUCGCCCUCGCCGCCAUGCGCUGGAAGUACUACUCGAUCUACAUCGUCCUGCAGGCCCUCACGAUUAUGUGCAUCUACUUCUUCUACCCCGAGACCAAGGGCCUUCUGCUCGAGGAGGUCGCGACCGUCUUCGACGGCGAGAAGGCCAUCCUCUCCGCACAGCGCGAAGGCGUCGCCGCCGACGACUCCAAGGACGGCUCGGCGACCCACCUCGAGACCAAAGAUUACACUGAGGCCCGUGCCGUCUGAGCGCUUUGUGUGUGACGCAGUAUCGUGGUUUGUACUGCGUACAAGUAAGGAGAAGAAGUACAAGUAAUACAGUCCCGCUCAGUUUUAGUAUGAUUCCUAACCCUAGCUUCCUACUGUAGUUGGUGUUUUUGAAUGCUAUUCGAGUAUUACCAGG
Messenger RNA from Cutaneotrichosporon oleaginosum, 1829 nucleotides. RefSeq lists its product as uncharacterized. Gene Ontology annotation, cellular component: membrane. Lineage: Eukaryota; Fungi; Basidiomycota; Tremellomycetes; Trichosporonales; Trichosporonaceae. Gene Ontology annotation, biological process: carbohydrate transport; transmembrane transport. The record is from RefSeq and is a predicted model, not a curated record. Gene Ontology annotation, molecular function: carbohydrate:proton symporter activity.